Molecule: messenger RNA, 459 nt
Organism: Caenorhabditis elegans
Lineage: Eukaryota; Metazoa; Nematoda; Chromadorea; Rhabditida; Rhabditidae
Gene: F56C4.4
Product: Activin_recp domain-containing protein
Exons: 3
Coding region: 27-413 (128 amino acids)
Source: RefSeq, marked reviewed
UCGCCCAAAUUUAUUGAUAAUCAAUCAUGAUGAUUUUUCAAAAAACUCUCAAAAUUUAUUUUUUCUUAUUCUUUUUCCCCACCUUUUUGACAUUUUCAUUGGCAAUUAACUGUUAUGCUGGUAGCAGAGGAUACAUCAACGGAAAACAUAUUCAAAACUUUUUCAAUGAGACUUGUGAUGAUGGAAUGAAGUACUGUGUGGAAUCUUAUAGUGAAGAUUUUGAUACGGUCACCGCGAGUUGUCAGACGUUGAGUACAAGCAGAAGAAUCCUGAAUUUGUGCGAGGGUGAUCGAGUUUCCACAAACAUCGGAGUGACAACGAGAUGCUGUUCGGAAAACAUGUGUAACGAUGUUGGAAUUGAGAAAAGGACCAAGAAAGAUUCAAGUGCAGGGAAACAAAAAAUUGAACAUUAAAUUCAAUGAGCGUUUUUUAAGUUGAAAACAAAGUUCGAAAACCGUA